Molecule: messenger RNA, 3596 nt
Organism: Phycodurus eques (leafy seadragon)
Lineage: Eukaryota; Metazoa; Chordata; Actinopteri; Syngnathiformes; Syngnathidae
Gene: ccnl1a
Product: cyclin L1a
Exons: 6
Coding region: 73-939 (288 amino acids)
Biological process (GO): regulation of transcription by RNA polymerase II
Cellular component (GO): nucleus
Molecular function (GO): cyclin-dependent protein serine/threonine kinase regulator activity
Source: RefSeq, a predicted model, not a curated record
GACCGGCGCUGUGUUCCGUUGUCGAGCUGCCUGAUUGCUGCCGCCGUUGGGUUUUUUUUUCCCCGAAGGAAGAUGGCCGCAGGUCCCCUUUCGGUGUCUUCAACCGCGUCAACAAACAACGAUGGCAUCCUCAUUGGUGACAAACUUUACUCCGAAGUGUACCUUACGAUCGACAACUCUCUCAUCCCCGAGGAAAGGCUCUCUCCGACACCGUCAAUGCUCGACGGCCUCGACCUCCACACGGAAACCGACAUACGCAUACUGGGAUGUGAGCUCAUUCAGUCGGCGGGAAUUCUUCUCCGUUUGCCGCAGGUGGCGAUGGCGACGGGGCAGGUGCUUUUUCAUCGUUUCUUUUACUCCAAGUCCUUCGUCAAGCAUAGUUUUGAGAUUGUUGCAAUGGCUUGUAUUACCUUGGCCUCCAAGAUUGAAGAAGCACCCAGGCGAUUACGAGAUGUCAUCAACGUUUUCCAUCACCUGAAGCAGAUCCGAGUCAAAAAGACUCCAAGUUCAUUGAUUCUUGAUCAGAACUACUUAAACACCAAAAAUCAAGUCAUCAAAGCUGAGCGCCGUGUUCUCAAGGAACUGGGCUUCUGUGUCCAUGUCAAGCAUCCGCACAAGAUAAUUGUCAUGUACUUGCAAGUCCUGGAGUGUGAAAAGAACCAAACGCUGGUCCAGACUGCCUGGGUAGUCCGUGCUGGUAAGUCACAUAAAGAACCUCUGAACUCUACCUCCUCCAACCACAUGACCUCAGGAAGCCUCUCCCCUUUGGCUGGCAGCCCCUCUCCACACAGCCAGUCGUUGAAGGGGGCGCUCGCUCGGGCCUUUCCCAUCAGCCUACAUCGUCUUAUUUUCUCUUGGCUCGCCACGAGGAUUUGUAUUUUUCUUUGUGCCAAGGAUUUUAGGAUUACAUUGUUAUAUAUUUUUUCUAGUUUACUUUGAAUUACCAUUGAGUACAAUUACUUUUUGGAUGAGAUAAAAAGUUAAAUAGUAUAGUGUGUCAUGUCCCCAACUGACGUGUUGUCCAGACAUGUCUGUUUUGCAGGCGGAUCCAGUUCUCAGGUUUUGCCUCCCAGGACCCGUCUUGCUCUGCAGCAGUCACAAUUCAACAGUGUUGGCAUGUUGUCUUGUUGGCAUAGUUUUGAAUGCUAAGCCACAAAAGUAUCUUGUGGCUCAUGAAAUGAUGGCUGCUGGAAGUAACUCCAGCACCUGCUGAAUAACAGCAUUCUUCUUUAAAUGAGUAAAACACAAGUUGUAUGUACAUUGGAGAAAGAUUGCGAAGAGGUUUUUGUAUUUUCGCUUGGCCCAACAUUUUAAUUUUGUGGGGUGGGUAAAAAGGUUUGUUCAGUUGCUUGUACCAUCUUGCUCCUCUUAGUCAACCUCUUUUCCUUUUUGUUUUAAUCCUUUUUGUCUGUCUCCAAGUGAUAUUGAUACUCAUGAUCUUGCCCAAUAUACAUCCCAUUUUUGAAUGUCGCCACAUUUUGUUUAUCCUUGGAAAGAUUAAAUGUGCAUUGUAGCACACUAAUUUCACUCAACCCAAGGUAGCAAUCCUCGGAUCAUAGUCUUGUCGCUAAGUGUCUUUGCUGUAAAGCAAGUUAAGGUGACAGUUUGGUCUCGCAAGCUUGUGCACCGCUGACUUUCCCCAAACUAGCUUCUGUGCAUGUCAACCUCAAAUGCUUUUGCUCCCUUGUCCCUUCAGAUCUAACAAUCUGAAAGUGGCAACUGGUGUAGAUACAUUUCCUACAUCUACAUGUGUGCAUGUUCCCCAAGGCAUGUCAUCAUCACCUCGCCUGCUCAUAGCAGGCCUUCAGAAGGAAGUGACAAACACUACUCCCAUGGAUAACCCAGAGAGAAAUGGACAAAGUUAAACGCUACAGCACUACGAUGUUUCACUUCAACCCCAUCUAAUGGGGGAUCUUAAGCAGCUCAACAUUUAAUUCAGCUACUGCUAUACAAUGGUACCUCAAAUUUGACUUUCUAAACUAGUGGUUCUCAAAUGGAAGUAUCCCUCAAAAAAUCCUUAGCUCUCGAAGUAACACCUUAAUGACCAAAAUUGAACUACAGUAAUGCAGUAGGCCUAAAGGCUUCUUUAUACUCGCGGGAGUGGUGACAGUGCUGAUGUCACUGCGGCUAUCUUUACGCAGUUUGUCUUUAUACUCGAGCGCAACCCACGCGUGCAGUUUUGAAAUUGGCGAGGACACCACAGGGUGGAGUUUCCACUGCAUUUUUUUGGCCAUUUCCGGUAGCCGUUUUUCCUUUCCGUAGCAAGGAACAAAGCAACAAUGGCGGCCGUUGAACAGUGCUAGAACAAAUGGUCCUAGAUGACCAGAUGAUACGUUUUGAUUAUGCUGGAAAAUCAAUUGCGGCGGCGUAGGUUUUAUACGGAACCAAGCAGAACGUUGAGUAUGUCAUCGCAGCAUGUGACUAAAACGGACCAAUUACGAGAGAUGAUCUCCGCGGCAUUCUACGCGUAGCAACAAUUUUGUCGUGUGCGCGUCAAGUGACGCAUAGGGGCUGCGCGGCCCAAUACAAUGCAAUGUGGCGUUGUCGGCCUCGCGGGAGUGUAAAGAGGAAAGUGUUCAUCAAAAAAACAAGGCAGAGGCUUUGUUCCUGGGAGAAAAAAAAACUAUUGUAAACAAUUGUUACACACACAAUUCAAACAUUAACACUGCUCGAAUAUAGUAAAAACUACUUAAAUGGAAGAACUGUUGAUGAUUUUCAUUUUGUUUUCAGUGGACAUUUAGGUUUUAUUUAAUUCAGUGGUUCUUUUGCGUAUCAGUAGAGGUGGGCCUGUGUGUCACGAGUGGUACUCGAACCACACUUUAGAAUCCAGCCAUUCAACUUCCACACUCCAUAUCCUCGCUAGGAGCCUUUCACAGCUGUCUAGAAUGGACUUUGAAAAUCACUGUUCUAAACUAUAUUUGGAAUAAUUGUUUUUAGAGUCUCCAACAUAAUUAACUGUUCAGAAUUCUUAGUGAAAUUUUAACCAUAAUUUGUCAUGAAAGUAAAAAGUUGGCCAGUCUAUUAGUUGGGGGAACAAUGAAUGGCGAGUAACAAAUGUCACUACUUUUAACUGACACAAGUAUAUGUCAAGACGUACCAUUUUUAACUUCGUUACAAGCAUGACAGCUGGUGUGAGAAACUCAUCAGUGUACCUUAACUCCCAUCACUCUCCUCAAUAUUCAAAUCAGUCCUUUGUUAGGAAAAAAUUGAAAGUCUUGAGGCAAUGGGAACACAAAUACAUAAAAUGCAACCAAACAAAUCAAAAACAUUUUAAUGCAACUUAUAUUAUUGUGCUCAGUCAUCCCUGACGACUGAUUAUUAACAGCUAUGACACUGAAAUACAUGGUAUUUUCAAUGUGAAACUGCUUGCUUCACAUUGUGUUGGAUAUUUGAAUAUUGUCCUUUCAGGAAAACGUGUCACAAAUCAGGAGUUGGUCAUUGUUUUGCUGACCAAAUGCCCAGAAUUGAAAUUUUAAAAUGAUUUUUUUUUUUUUAAUAGAAAUAUUGACCACACUUAUAGCGCUGGCCGUUUGAGGUACCACUGUAUUCUGCAAUAGUUGUUGGGUCAAUGUUGAGUCAAUGUCCAUCUUUUAAGA